UUUCCUUCUUUUCAAUUUUAUUAUUGGUUUUGUCGAGUGAAGCGUAAACCCUAAAUCACUAAUCAUCGAUUCUUCUCCGUUGGAUCAAAGGUAUCAUGAACUCGGAACUUUUCUCUCGCGUUUUUUUUCUUCAUUAUUUGAUAAUCGAAUCCGUAAAUUCAACUUGAGUUGUGGCGCUGUAGAUUUCUCUUAUAGAUUUUAGAACGAAGAAAGAAAAUCGUAUGUCAUCUGCUUUCUCAAUUUUUUUUGGUUGUGGGUUUCUUUUAGUGAUACGUAUCAGUGAAUUUGGUGGAAUACUGGAUUGGAAAAUUGGGGGUUUGGUCUUGUUUCUAGAGUUGUUAUGUCCUUUGUAUUUAUGUCAAGUGUUGCUGUCUUAAAGCCCAACUUAAACUUGAAUGUGUCUGAAGUCUAAACCAAAUUACGUGUUAGAUAAUUGUGUUUGUGGUAUUCUCUUGUCUUGACACAUUUCUUUAGCUUCAUUUAAUGGCAGACAAUAAAACAUCUGAAGGUAUUGUAUCCGAAGAAACUCCCAUGGAUGCUUCUCAGGAGCAACAACAUGAAACAGUUGAGGAGAUGCUUGCUCGCCACAGGCAAGAGAUUAAACAACUUCAAAACAAAGAGACAGAGAUGAAGAAGGCAGCUGCCAAAGGUAGCAAAGCUGAACAAAAAGCUAAGAAGAAGCAAGUCGAAGAUGACAUUUCCAAACUCUCCACUAAGCUCAAGGACAAACAGUUGAAAGAACUCGCCUCUCAAGGUUUCAGCAGCAGCAGCAGCAACAACAUUGCCAAGGACGAAACGACUGAGAAAAAAGGAGACAUCGACACUCUAGUUAGAGCUAUAGCUGGAGUCUCAGUCACUGCUCAGCAAGAGCACUCAAAGCCUAGCAAGAGCGUGAAGAGGCGCGAGAAACGGGCUAAGGAAGAAGCAGACAGAGAGCAGAGAAUUAAAGAGGAGCAAAGCCACGUGAAAAGUGAUCGUAUGGUUGAGAACGCCAAGCUUGAGAAGAAGCUUAAACCAUUGGGAUUAACAGUCAGUGAGAUUAAACCAGACGGACAUUGCCUUUACCGUGCUGUUGAGAAUCAGCUUGCCAACCGCUCGGGCGGUGCAUCUCCUUACACAUACCAGAAUCUAAGAGAAAUGGCUGCUUCGUACAUGAGAGAGCACAAAACCGACUUUCUCCCGUUUUUCUUGUCAGAGACUGAGGGUGACUCCAACAGUGGAUCUGCAGAAGAGCGGUUUGAGAAAUACUGCAGAGAAGUCGAGUCAACCGCUGCUUGGGGCAGUCAAUUGGAGCUUGGAGCAUUAACACAUUGCUUGAGGAAACACAUAAAGGUGUAUUCGGGAUCGUUUCCGGAUGUUGAGAUGGGCAAAGAGUAUAGAUCCGGCGAUGACUCGAGCCUCAUGUUAUCGUAUCACAGGCAUGCUUUUGGGCUCGGGGAGCAUUAUAACUCAGUGGUGCUCGUCAACAACAUCACCGGAUGAUGGAUGAUGGACUUUAUCUAAAGCUUUAAGAAAAGUGCUUUUGUAUCAAAAGUUUACUGAAAUUCUUUCUUCUUUAAUGUUUGUUGGAUUUGAGAGAACCAAUGUGUAACUUCAAUUUUUCAUUUGGUUACAAGGCGAAGCAUAAUCUAUUGCUACACAGUUCCAGGUUUUUCAUUACAGAACAAGAAUGUAGCAGCAAUUUGUACGGAGAACAUGACACGAAGAAACAUAUGACCUUUGAAC
Molecule: messenger RNA, 1725 nt
Organism: Arabidopsis thaliana (thale cress)
Lineage: Eukaryota; Viridiplantae; Streptophyta; Magnoliopsida; Brassicales; Brassicaceae
Product: Cysteine proteinases superfamily protein
Exons: 2
Coding region: 484-1482 (332 amino acids)
Molecular function (GO): cysteine-type deubiquitinase activity
Source: RefSeq, marked reviewed